CUGUUUUUUAUCUCGCCUUUGUUGAACGACGCGCUUCCGCCAAGAUGGUGGUCGGCGCCUUUCCCAUCGCUAAGAUGCUGUAUCUUGGGGUCAGACAGCUCAGUAAACCGGUGGCUAACAGGAUUAAAGCUGGAGCGAGAAGGAGUGAAUUUUUUAAGAAUUAUGUCUGUCUGCCUCCGGCGCAGGUGUACCACUGGGUGGAGAUGAGAACCAAAAUGAGGAUCAUGGGCUUCCGCGGCUCAGCUAUCAAACCACUAAAUGAGGAGGCGGCGGCAGAACUGGGAGCUGAGCUUCUUGGAGAGGCUAUUAUCUUCAUAAUUGGUGGUGGCUGUAUGGUGCUGGAGUACAGCCGACAGGCCGCCAACAGCAGGAGGAAGGAAGAGGAGCUUACACAGACCAUCAACAGCCUGCAGACCCAACUGGGCGAGCUUGCCCUGACCACGGAAACUCUGGACGCUCAGCUCCGGGAGGUCAACAGGCUCCUACUGUCAUUCCCGGCUGCUCCUAAUAACAAAUAAUAUAAAUGCAUUAAACAAAGGGACUGAGUCAGUAUGUGUGGGCAAAGUGUACAAUGUCCAUGAAUACUGUUAUAAGAUGCACAGCUUUGAGGAAGUCUAACCACACACACAACUUUCUGAUUUAAGAGGGUGUUAUAUACAUAUCCACUGUGUGUAUCUAGUAUCUACUUUUAACCAAAAGGUUCAGUUGCAUGUGUGGAAAGCAAAUUAGUUGAUGGUUAAACCAGUGUUGUGAAUUACCAGGAUCUAUAUAAACAUCACAUUUCUCUAUAGGAGUCGAGUAAUCCUGUAUUUUUUUUAUUAAGAAUUUAACGUAAUGCCUCUGCAUUUUUUAAAUCUCUUUUCACCACAUCUAUAGUGUACAUAUAAUUGCCUCCAAAAGUAAUGCUGUUCUCUGUUCUGAGAAAUUUAAAAAACAAUUUGCCUUAAACUCAGUAAUAGCAAAAGGAGGUUUUUGUUCUAGUUGAUACAGAAAGUGUUUUCAGAACAAAGAAUUUUGUGGUUAUGCAUUUCUAACCUAACCAUAUAUAUUUGUUGUUAUUAAAGGUGGGUUAGGAAUUCCAGGAUCUUGUCUCAAUAAGGUGUUGUGCCAUUAUGAGCCACCAGCCUCAAUGUGCUUUGUUAAAGUCUUUGUUUCACCAUUCUUAAAAAAAAAUCAGGUCGCAUUUUAACGGUAGCACUGCAGGUAUUUGUGUGCUUCAAAUAUAGACCUGGGUUUGAAUUUUGCCUUUUAAAAAGUUGGAUUGGUUACUCUAAAUCACCCCAGCAAAACAGAGAGUUGAUGAAGCAGUUACAGAUUAAUAAAAGAAAUAAGACGAUGAGAUGGUGGUACAGAGCGAUGUCUUUUCAUUUAUUGGUUUCAGUUGAUGUGAAGGCAAUAACACUGUUUACACUAUUGAAAUACUAAUCAAAUGAAUUGAAGACCCCUUAUGAAUGGUCACCGGGGCUGCUGUCAUCUUAGAAGAGACCACUUUUAUUACAUAGAUAUGGUGAUAAAUAAGAGAACCUUGUUUAAAUUUGUGUUUUUCCUGCUCAAGAAUGUCAUUUUGACCAGGGAUGGGGCUUAAAAUUAACAAAUACUAUUAAUUGCGUGUUCAAGUGAUGCAGCAAGAUUAAAGAUGUACUGGACUGUUAUAUGAGAGUUACAGAUGAUAACUCACAAAUGUUAAAUCUGCUUCUCAUGGCUAUGCAUCGGUCCUGUUCGAGUCAGGAAAUUUAAAAUGGCAUGUGAAUAGAGAUGUCUUGAUUCUUGUAAAAUAAAACAUCCUAAACUGGU
This is a messenger RNA of Trichomycterus rosablanca, 1794 nucleotides long. RefSeq names its product outer mitochondrial membrane lipid metabolism regulator OPA3 (gene opa3). Bases 45 to 518 code for a protein of 157 amino acids. Lineage: Eukaryota; Metazoa; Chordata; Actinopteri; Siluriformes; Trichomycteridae. The record is from RefSeq and is a predicted model, not a curated record. Gene Ontology annotation, biological process: regulation of lipid metabolic process. Gene Ontology annotation, cellular component: mitochondrion. The transcript is spliced from 2 exons.